UUUAAAUAAAAUUAUUGAUCAGCAAUAAACACACAGAUAAAAGUAAAAUUCUAAUCAAUCUGGGUGCAAAGUUAACGUAUUUCUUUUAGGUUUCAAAUUGUUUAGUUAGCUGCUUUAAAGCGUCGAAACAUGGUCAAAUCAAGUAAGCAGUCGCGUCCAUUGCCUGCAACGGAUCGGAGCAGUGUCAGCGUCAGUGGCAGCGCUAACUACAUGGAACACACGUAUUGUGUGGUGUUGCAUGUAGUGGAGGCCAUUAAUUUUUAUGGACGUGAAACAAGGGAGGGGGAGCGGGAGCAGAUUAUUAUGAAUGCUGCCCUCAACACAGUGGACUUUGAGGUUGAGGGCACGCCGUCGGUCACAACGGAAACAAUCAUAUUCAAUAGCAAUUGUAUUUGGGAGUGCGAUAUGGCUGGGAUUAAGCGCAUCAAGACGGACCAUCGACCCGUCAAAGUCACAUUCUUUUCCAGCAACAAUAUGGAACGCAAGAUAAUUGGAUCGUUGCUACUCCCUGUACGGGGAUUGCCAGUUCUAGGCACAGGCGGUAACAACAGUCCGCUUCAGCUGAAAAUGUUCUGGCACAAGUUGAUCUGCAUUAGCAAUGAGUUUCGGUCCCACAAACCGGAGGUUUUGCUCAUGUUGGCCAUUAUCAAAAAGUCUCUGUUGCAUACUAAGGACUUCAAGCAUCUAACGGCUUUCAAUAGUUCAGAGAAGCAAAGUCGAACACCGCCGCUACAGUCACCCGGUCAUUCGAUCACGGCCAACAUGUUGCAGUCGCAGGCCAAUGUCUAUGUUCAGUCGCUGGUGCAAUUGGGUCUGCUGCAGGUGGGCAACGAUCCUCUGGUCGACUGUGACAUCAUCGAGGUGGUGCUGCAAUUUAAACAGCUCAAGAAUCUCAACAAAUUUGUUAAGUCUUUAUAUAAUAGCAAGGCGGAUGAAGUGGAAACCGUGUUGCUUAUGUUUGAUUUUGUUGGCAAUGUCACUAAUAUUGAUCUUAAGUUAAGCAACUUGGAUUCCUAUACGCUCAACGAUGUGCUCGGCCUGCGUUUCAAAUCGUCUCUGCGUAGUAUACGGUUGUAUUUCCAGCGUAUAUUUUAUUUGCCGAUCAACAUGUAUGUUAAUGGCACUUCAAUAGCCAAUUAUCGCAUGGACUUCGGUAAGCUUUUGCCACCUGAUAACUAUUUUGCGGAAAAUCGCAAAUUUGUAUACAGCGGUAGCUUUGCUUUUGACCGCUUUGGCCGCAACGGAAGUGCGCGUGAGCUGAAACCAAUCAUGGACUACACAUUCACAGUGGAUAUACAGGAGGUGUAUUGGCGCCAGCAGGGAAAGCAGAUGGAACCGCAGAUGAAGCAACAGCAACUGCAUGAGGAAUCGCUGGAAAUGCAAUCGGUGGGCACCACAGCUGUCAUACUUGAAGUGCCCAAUGAUCGUGCUCAUGAUAAAGGGGUCGAAUGGAGCCGCAAUGCCGAAAUGCAAUCAGCUUCUGCUAAUGGAUCAGUGGGCAGCUUGAAUGUGGGUGCUGAGCUUUCAGCUUCGGAUGAACGAGACAGCGCCUCGGAGUCAGCACGCGAUUCUGAUGCACAUGCAACUUUACACUCAUCUCAAGGGCGUCGCAAGAAAUUUACAAGGCUUUUAGCAGAUAAUUCUGAAAAUUAUGAUGAGGAGGACCAAGGGGAAGACCAUCCGUAUACUCCAAAGGUUGUCACUCGAAAACUGCCCACAAGAUUGGAACCUAAAGAGGAACAGCGUCCUGAUGAUGUAAUAGAUUCUGAUGUUGACGUCGGUUCUGAUUCCGAGAUUUGUGGAUUGUAUGAUAAUGACAGUAACGACAAAAAAAGGGACGACUGGUUGGCGGAGCGUAUUCACGAAACAAAGAAAGAUAAGCAAAAACAUAACACAUCCUCAACUUGUGGUUUCGAAAAACAGUCAUCCGUAAGAGGUGAAAAAAUGAGCAGAGAUUCUAAGGAUGGUGGACAGCAAAGGAAUAUUCUGGACUUACAACAUAUCGACGAAAAGGCAACCCGAUUUCUGCAGGAUGAAAUGCAACUCAAGGAUCAUAUGACCAAGCGGAAUGGAAAAAAGCUUUCAGCUAAUAAUAUUGACGAAGAUGAGGUUGAUGAUCAAAUUAUCGAUGAUUCUUGGGCUGAGUUAGAAAAGGAAAAUAAAAAGAAUUCAUCAAAACAGUUGUCCGGGGAAGGCUCUGCUAGGCAAUGUCUGAAACAAAACUUGGAAGACAAGCCAAUAGAUAAAGCGGAGCAAAAAACUGCGUCUAAACUACGCAAACCCCAAGCUCAGGUAACUCAUGUCGAGGAUGCUGACCUGUGCACAAACUAUGAAGCUUCUACAUUACCUAAACUAAUAGAACAUAGUAACAAAAAUAAAAUAAAUCAUUCAACUGAUGAUUCAUUGGUCAUCAAACCGAAAGUCAUACGCAAGAAGAAGAUCGUCUCUAAAACAGAAGAAUUGGAGGUAUUCGAGACCUCAACUUCCAAACCACGUACGGCUCGAAUGAAAUAUGUGGCUUCACAGGAAAAUCUAGAUGUUGCGCCUGACUCGGGUAGCCAUUUUGCUCGAGAUAAACUCGGCACGAAGCCAAAAAACAUAAUCAUAGACAUGGAUGCGCCAACAGAAACAGAUGAACUGGAGGAUUGCGUCCACAAACCAAAAGUUUCCCAGAAUAAACCAAUGCCAAAUGCCGAAGAGGAAAGAAUUUCUAGUGAAACAGUUUUUAAGAUGAAAAAAUCAAAAUCAAAAAGGUCUUCCGUUUCAAAAACGGAUCUCCUACUAGGUGCCCGCUGGGUGGAGGUGAGCAAGGAGCAGACCGAAGCCUUGAAAGAAACUGAGCAGUUCAUUGAAACUAGCUGCAAAGCAGAGCUGGACGAAAUAUCAAUUGAAGAGCAGUGCCUAGUGAACUCCAAGAAAUCCACAAGUAAGAAACUGGUUCGCUCAUCACGCACGAUUUUAAAAAAUAAUAUUGAAUGUAAUGAUGUGAGUAUUAGUUCGGAAGAAUGUUCUAAUAUCCGUCCGGAUCAGGACAUUAUACUAACAAAAAUGAAUUCAAAAAUUGAAACUAGUGCUGAAAGCUCUGUUGUAGAGCAGCCAAAACUUGAGCGAAAAGGGAUUCAAAAGGAAAUUGUAUGUGGUAACUCGCAGGAUCUUCUAGUUAACCCGCAAAAGAAUCAGGCAAAACCCAAUUCUAGCAGAACCAGAGAACGGACUAGUCAAAAACUGGAGAAUGUGUCUUCAGCAUUAUUAGAUUUAAGUCCAACUAAAAAGCAUGAGAAGAAGCACCGACAAAGUGCACAGAAAUCUUUAUUGCAAGAGUAUUUGGAUGCGGAAGAGUCUUGUGCUGUGGAGCAGCCUCAGGAAGUUAGCGUCCAGUCAGUGAAGUCACUCAAGUGCCACAACGUCAAGACAACGGGAGACGAACCUACGGAACCAGGGGAGUCGGGUGACCUGGAGUCGAUAAACCGGAAAAGACUUGCGAAAAAAAAGAGAACAAUUAAAGAACAAAGCGUUAUCGGCAAGGUCUGUGCUAUUAAAGAGAAGACUUCCGGUAAAGCCAACCUGGAAGGCACAGUGCACAUGUACGACGAAACAAAAGGAACAGAGGAGCCAGCCAAAGAUAGCCUCAAAUUCGUAAACCAGAGCGUCAACACGGACAUCAGCAAUAUGGAUGAAAGCAUCAAACAAAUUAUGGCAGCUGGCAGGAAGCUGCAGCACGAGAUACAACGGAAAUCACAAGAAUACAUUGACAGUUUAAGUCAGUGCCGAUCUGAUGCAGAUAUAUCGGAGCAAGCACCGCACAAUCAGGAGCAAAACAUUACGCAUACUGGUGCUGAUUAUGAUUCCAAAUUUGUCGAACUGGAGCAGCACAUAGUGGUGUUGGAACAACAUGUGCGUAAGUUUGAAAGCCGCACUCAGGAUAUGCAGGAUAUGAACUCAAAGCUGGAGCAGGAGAAGGUCCAGCUUAAGCAACGUAUUACUCACAUGGAGUACCAAAUAUCACAGUUGUGCCAGCAGAGCGCCAAUGGCAACGAUCUGCAGCAAAUCCUCAGUGAGAUGCGCCAGCAAAACAUACGAUACAUGGACAUGAGCAAGGCCAAGGAUCGAUACAAGAAGCAAUGGCGACGCACUGCUAAGCGUGUGCACGCUCUUAAGCUGGCCAUGUACGAGAAGAGAGUGCAGAAUGAAAAAAACAUACCGAACGUGCUGAAUCUGAAGAGUAUUCUUACCCAGGAUGCUAAUGACUUUGAGCGAGAGUACGGGCGUUUUCGCAGGCCGACUACGUUCAGCUUUUCCGGUUCUGGUGACUCACCGGAGCCCUUGCUUAAGGAUUAUCUGCGCGGUCUUUCCAGCCAAACAGUACACCAACAAAACCCUGCUAAUCUUGUGGAUAGCACCCGAAUGCAUUAGCGCCGUUUCCUUUUAACGAAAUUGU
This is a messenger RNA of Drosophila hydei, 4438 nucleotides long. RefSeq lists its product as uncharacterized. The transcript has 6 exons. The coding region runs from base 130 to 4413 and encodes 1427 amino acids. The record is from RefSeq and is a predicted model, not a curated record. Lineage: Eukaryota; Metazoa; Arthropoda; Insecta; Diptera; Drosophilidae.